This is a messenger RNA of Papaver somniferum (opium poppy), 483 nucleotides long. RefSeq names its product auxin-responsive protein SAUR50-like. The record is from RefSeq and is a predicted model, not a curated record. The coding region runs from base 1 to 483 and encodes 160 amino acids. Gene Ontology annotation, biological process: response to auxin. The transcript has a single exon. NCBI's taxonomy places the organism in Eukaryota, Viridiplantae, Streptophyta, Magnoliopsida, Ranunculales, Papaveraceae.
AUGUCUGCAUGCAUAGCCAAGUGUGGCAGGAUCCGUCACAUUGUUCAACUCAGGCAAUUGCUAAGGAGAUGGCGCCAAAAAGCAGCAUUAAGAAGCUACAACUCCUCCUCAGCAACCAAGAAGAUCCCAACAGAUGUCCCUUCAGGGCAUGUAGCCGUUGCAGUAGGAAACAGUGGCAAAAGAUACAUUGUACCUGCGAGUCACCUUAACCAUCCAAUCUUCAAGAAAUUGCUAGUUCAGGCUGAAGAAGAAUAUGGUUUUGGUAAUAAUCAUGGUCCACUAGCCAUUCCAUGCGAUGAGUCUCUUUUCGAAGAAAUUCUUCGAUUUUUAUCUAGAUCCGAUUCGAGUAACUCAGCUCGGUUUUUCACUCUUGAUGAUUUUCAAAGACACUGUAAUGCCAGGUUGAGAUCAACAACAGCUCUAGAUUUUUGGUCAGAUUCUAGGCCACUUCUUAAUGGUCAUUGUGACAAAUCGAUCUGGUAA